This is a messenger RNA of Entrophospora candida, 2903 nucleotides long. NCBI's taxonomy places the organism in Eukaryota, Fungi, Glomeromycota, Glomeromycetes, Entrophosporales, Entrophosporaceae. The record is from the annotation of a GenBank genome assembly.
AAAAUAAUAUAAACUCAAAAAAUUCAAUUCGUCGUACACUUUCCACUAAGAGAAAACAACGUCGUGAUAUUACUGAACAUUUAGUUACAUUAUCCGAGGCUCAUUUAAUAGUAAAAUUAUGUAUUGAACAAAUAACUCUAAGAGGUUUGACUGAACGUUUUAUCUUUAAACCAAUUAGAAUUGGUGAUAGUGCUGACGAAAUAAGAUAUUUGAUAAAUUUGGCUGGUAUGAGAUGUACCUUGAGAAAUUGUAAACAAAUCAUCAUUCCUUUUGAUUAUUAUGAAGGUUUUAUCAAAUUCGAAUUAGAAUGGGAAUUUGAUUCGAAAAAAGGUUUAUUCAAUCAAUUUAUAUCUUAUUUGCCAAAAUACACCCAAGGAAUAAUCAUUCUACUAUUUGAUCUUUUUUCAAAAGUAAUUAUUUAUUCUCAUAUCAACAAAAUGUCUCCAGAACGCUUAUUAAAAUCAAUGGCUCUUUCAAUAUUAGGCGAUAGCACUAAAACUUUUGAUAAUUUUCAUGAUGCAUAUAAAGAAUGGUUAAAAUGUUCAAAUGCUUGCAUUCAUUUAUUCUUGGCUUAUCUAAGAGAACAAGGAUAUAGUACAAAUUUACAUCCUAAAUUAUGUGCUUUAUUGGAAAACUAUGUAGAAUAUAGAAUUAAAACUAUCAAGGAAAAAGAUUUCAUGCACCCAUUGAUUGAUGCCAGUAUUACCGAUGAUGAGAAAAAUAAAUUUUUAUCGAAAAAACAAACUCACAUCUUAUUUAAAGAACCUGAUUCCAUCACUCUAAGUCAUCAAUCAAGUGUUACGAGAAAUUACUCAAUAAAUAAAAACAAUUUUGACGAAUCUUUUGAAGAAGUACUUCCUGAAAUUGUUGAAUCUUUAAAUACAUAUAGAAAACAUCAUGACGAUUUACUAAAACAUUCAACUGUAGAUCAAAAAUGGGUUGAACUUUAUAACAAAGGAGUAAAUUAUAUGUCUGAAGAUGCUUUAAAAUUAUUUUUUGCCUAUGAUGAACAUCAUUCAUCACAUUCAAAACCAUCUGAAUCAUUGCCAACUGAUAAUCAAUCCUAUCAACAUGAAUUGAUACCAAACUCUUUCAGUAAAAAAGGGAUUAAAGAAGAUUUUGAUGAUAAUGUUGAUAGUUCUGACAAGCUUAGUUUAUCAUCAACUUUAGGUAAAAAAACAAUCAAUCAGUGCACAACCACAACCCCUUCAAAUUCAAUUGAUCAUAUUGAUUACUCUUCUAGAUCUUUACCUCAAUCUGAACUAAAACUCUCAAAUAAAACCACUGUAUCAUUUUUAUGUGUCAAACGUAGACCACAAUCAACCACUUCUUCAAUAUCUUAUAAAUAUGAAAGUGAAGAUUGGGAGGAUUGGUAUGUGAUUGAUCGUGUGAUAAAGUUGCCAAUUAAUGGCCAUUUAAUUGUUGAAACUAUAGAUGAUAUAUUCCCAUAUAUUUGGAUAGAAGUGAAUAUCCAUCCUUCAACAGAAAAUAGUGAUAAAGAUUCUAUUUUAAAUGAAAAUUUUGGUGAAUGGAUUCUUAUUGAGCCUAAAUCCACUUUAAUGGAAUAUGAAAAUAAUGAUUGGAUUUUGAUCAAAGAAAAACAUAAAUUUUUACAAGAUCUGGAACAACAACAGCAAGAAAUCAUGAGAGAAAAACUUUUGAAAAAACAAGAAGAAUUAGAUAAAUCUAGACUGCAUGGUCGUAAAACUCAUAGUAGAAUGAGUUCAUUUAGUAUACCUUGGGUUUCUAGAAAAAACUCUCUUAAGCAUCACAAUGAUACAACAAAUUCAACUUCAAUCUUCAAAAACCAAAUUCGUGUAGUGGAAACAAAUGACAAAGAUAACAUUAAAACAAAUGAAACAAUUUCAGAUAUUGAAAAUAUUGAAAAACAACCACAAAAAAUACUAAAUGAGACUGCAGUACAAAUGUAUAAUAAUGACUAUAAGAAUGAUAUCAAUAACAAUAUAGAUUACCAAAGUGGGGUGAUAGAAGGUGAUAAUUAUUAUUAUGAUGAAAUGGAAGGCAGUUAUAGUGAAUAUGAUGAUGAAAGUGAUUAUUAUAAUUAUGAAAAUGGUUACUAUUAUUAUGAUGAGAAUGGUUAUUAUUAUGAUGAGAAUGGUUACUAUUAUGAUGAGAAUGGUUAUUAUUAUGAUGAGAAUGGUUAUUAUUAUGAUGAGAAUGGUUAUUAUUAUGAUGAGAAUGGUUAUUAUUAUGAUGAGAAUGGUUAUUAUUAUGAUGAUUACACUGGUCAAUAUUAUGGGCCAAAUCAACCUACAAAUUAUUACUAUCAACAACCUCAACCAACAGCCAUGCCACCAGGACAGGGACCAAUGAUGUUUAAUAAUCCACAAUUAUCACAACAACAACAAGCUUUAAUUCCUAUUUCAAAAUCACAAGAAUUAAAACCAAAGUUAAAGUUAUUAGAAUCAUCUGAACAAAUUAGACAGAGAGAAGAGCAAGAACAAAAUAGUAAAGAUGAUUUACAAAAUCAAACGCCACAAAUGUCACAACAGAAUAUGAUGUUAAAGCCAAUAAAAAGACCAAUGAAACCAUUUGGACCUUCACUCCCACCAAAUUUCAGAAGACCAAAUACAAAAGAUGACAAUAAUAACGAAAAUAAGUCAUCUAGUCCAAUUAUGAAGCCACCAAGGAUUAAAAAAUUUUUAACUCCAGAACAAAGACAAAAAUUACCAAGAAUACCAAGAAUACCAAAUCCAAACAUCUUUUUACAUCAACCACAACAGCCACCACAUAUCUUAAAUCCUCCUUAUUAUACACCACAUAGUGGUAAACCAAUUCGUAUACCAAAUUCAAAUUUCAAUCCUAAUAUGCCAUUAAAAGGUAAAGGUAAAUUAAAUCUUGAUAGUGAUCCUAAUAAUAGUGUAAAUACAACACUAAAUUGA